Messenger RNA from Episyrphus balteatus (marmalade hoverfly), 693 nucleotides. RefSeq lists its product as uncharacterized. The transcript has a single exon. The record is from RefSeq and is a predicted model, not a curated record. Lineage: Eukaryota; Metazoa; Arthropoda; Insecta; Diptera; Syrphidae. The coding region runs from base 1 to 693 and encodes 230 amino acids.
AUGUGUACCGAAGAAGACGAAACCGAAAAAGUGUCAUACCAGGAAGCUGUUGGAUGUCUUUUAUAUCUAGUGCAAGGUUCGAGACCAGACAUUGCAUUUGCAGUAAAUGAUGUAAGUCGAUUUAAUGCAAAACAUGGAAAGGCAAAUUGGACUGCAGUGAAGCGUAUCUUCAGGUACUUAAAAGACACUAUAAAUUUAAAGUUACAUUUCAAAGGUGCUGAAACUCUCAAUGGUUUUUCGGAUGCUGAUUGGGCCUCAGACAUUGACAAACGUCGCUCUUGUACAGGAUUUGCAUUUAAUCCACGUGGUGGUGCAAUAUCAUGGAGAAGUAAGAGACAACCAACCGUUGCUCUUUUUAGCACUGAAGUAGAGUAUAUGGCGGCAGUUGUUCAGGAGGCAACUUGGCUUAAGCAGUUUGGAGCUGAAAUUGACGAAUGUUUCAAAAAAGAACACAUUUUGAUUGCAUGUGAUAACCAAAGUGCAAUCAAACUUGCUGAAACAAACUGUUUUAGAUCAAGAUCCAAACACAUCGAAGUUUGGCAUCAUCAUAUCCGUGAUCGAAUUAAUGAUGGAACUAUUGCUGUACGUUACAUAUCAACCGAAGAAAUGGCUGCUGAUAAUCUUACAAAAGCAGUUCCUAGUAACAAACAUCAACUAUGCCUGAACAAGAUGGGAUUGAAUAUUAAAAAUUGA